GAGGUGGGGGCUGUGAGUAUUAGCAAUUCAUAUCCGAGGCCACGCGCACACACACACAUACACACUCACACACAUAUACACAUAUACACACAGCAGCAUGGCUAACAUCGCGGUGCAGAGGAUAAAACGGGAAUUUAAAGAAGUCCUUAAAAGCGAAGAGACGAGCAAAAACCAGAUUAAAGUCGAUCUGGUGGAUGAGAACUUCACAGAACUGAAGGGGGAGAUCGCAGGACCACCUGACACACCUUACGAAGGUGGUCGAUACCAGCUAGAAAUUAAAAUUCCAGAAACAUAUCCCUUCAAUCCUCCAAAGGUACGGUUUAUUACAAAGAUCUGGCAUCCCAACAUCAGCUCAGUAACUGGUGCCAUAUGUCUGGAUAUUUUAAAGGACCAGUGGGCGGCGGCCAUGACACUCCGGACAGUGCUGCUGUCUCUACAGGCCUUAUUGGCAGCGGCAGAGCCAGACGAUCCACAGGAUGCAGUGGUGGCCAAUCAGUAUAAGCAGAACCCAGAGAUGUUUAAGCAGACGGCUCGGCUCUGGUCACACGUUUACGCAGGUGCACCAGUCUCCAGUCCAGACUACACACGCAAAAUAGACAAACUUUGUGCUAUGGGCUUUGAUAAAAACGCGGUAAUAGUGGCAUUGUCGUCAAAAUCCUGGGAUGUAGAAACGGCUACGGAAUUGUUGCUUAGCAACUGAACCUACAGCACCAUGAUCACCACCCACGCCCCAUUAUCCAGAUUUCCCACACCUCUGACUCCGCCCAUGUCCAAGUUGGAUUCACUUCCUAUAUGGAUAAAAAAGCACCUCGACUCCCCAACACAAUGCAUUUACGAGUCCAUUACAUCUUUUUCUCUCUCCAUUUGACAUUACAGUCUCUUCCUAAACUCUCACAUCAUCUCAAACUUACGUUGCCCCCCCCCCCUUCUGAUUUAAGUGUGCCUUUCCCUCAACAGUAUUCCGUAUUUCUCACCUUUUGUCAUCGCCAUCCUCUGUGUCCUCCUCAUACUGAUCACGUAAUUCUUAUCACAGUGCUGGACGUUUCCAUAUCUUCCCCCUCCUCCAUUUUGCACAAUCACUCAAGCUCUUUUAUGUGGAAUCCCAUCUUUACGAUGCCAGUAAAUCAAAAUAAAAAACACUCCAACACCACUCUCACAUUUGACACACAUUACACUAUUGCGAAAGAUCAAGACUGGAAUACACACAAAAAAAAACAAUAAAGAGAGUAAGAAAGGAAGUAAACAAUCACACUCACUGAACAAAGCAUUGACUGCAGAAACAGCAGAAGAAAGAAAAGAUUUCAUCUGUAAAUAAAGCUAUUAAAGUCUGUAUAAAUUCAAGCAAUGUGGCGAUGCUUUUAUUUAUUAUUGUUUUAAGGAAAAGUGAAAUAAACCGAAGAGUUUCGUGGCUAAUACAGCAA
Molecule: messenger RNA, 1421 nt
Organism: Ictalurus punctatus (channel catfish)
Lineage: Eukaryota; Metazoa; Chordata; Actinopteri; Siluriformes; Ictaluridae
Gene: ube2ka
Product: ubiquitin-conjugating enzyme E2Ka (UBC1 homolog, yeast)
Exons: 7
Coding region: 98-700 (200 amino acids)
Biological process (GO): protein polyubiquitination; proteasome-mediated ubiquitin-dependent protein catabolic process
Cellular component (GO): nucleus
Molecular function (GO): protein binding; ubiquitin conjugating enzyme activity
Source: RefSeq, a predicted model, not a curated record